This is a messenger RNA of Sitodiplosis mosellana (orange wheat blossom midge), 1586 nucleotides long. RefSeq names its product ubiquitin carboxyl-terminal hydrolase isozyme L5 (gene Uch-L5). Gene Ontology annotation, molecular function: cysteine-type deubiquitinase activity. The transcript has 6 exons. Lineage: Eukaryota; Metazoa; Arthropoda; Insecta; Diptera; Cecidomyiidae. Bases 478 to 1452 code for a protein of 324 amino acids. Gene Ontology annotation, cellular component: cytoplasm. The record is from RefSeq and is a predicted model, not a curated record. Gene Ontology annotation, biological process: ubiquitin-dependent protein catabolic process; protein deubiquitination.
AAUUUAGGUCCUCCUAUACUGAGAUGAAUUGUUUAGUGUUUUACGGUAACAACUGUCAAAUUCCUCAUCUCUCUGUACGCAUUAUUUUUUCACUGACAUUUCUCUGAGUCACUACAGCCAUUCUCUUACAGCAACUAAUGCCAUCUCUAUUGAAUUCUCUAAUCAGAGCCAACCAUCCGUUUAUCGUGUGAAUCGGAUAUAAAUACUAAUUUUUUUUCUCGAAUGGUUUUACAUUUGCUGCAAAUCAAUUCGUGGGAGAGUAUUAUUUUUCAUCUUUGCUUACUUUCUCUUUAUGAUAUACAUAAAGAAAAUAAAUAUAUGCAAAACUCUCCACAUACUCAACAAAACAUUGCCGCUGUCAAAAAUUUACGCAUCAUCCAAUUGUGUACACGGUUUGUGUUUUUUACUCAACGAAAGACUAUCGAAAAGUGUAAAGUCACUGUUUUGUAUGAUAAAUUAUAAAUUGAUUCCGUCAAUAUGAGUGAUAGUGCUGGAAACUGGUGUUUAAUCGAAAGCGAUCCGGGCGUAUUCACCGAAUUAAUCAAAGAAUUUGGUUGCGAAGGCGUACAAGUUGAAGAACUAUGGAGUUUGGAUGCGGAACAGUUCAAAGAUUUGUCGCCCGUUCAUGGACUUAUCUUCUUAUUCAAAUACGUACAGGAUGAUGAGCCGGCCGGCUCAGUUGUCCGAGAUAAUCGGUUAGAAAAGAUCUUCUUUGCAAAGCAAGUAAUCAACAAUGCGUGUGCAACACAAGCGAUUCUCAGUAUUUUGAUGAAUUGCAGUCAUGACGAUUUAAAACUUGGUACAACUUUGACGGAAUUAAAGGAAUUCUGCAUUACGUUCGAUGCACAAAACAAGGGAUUGGCUUUGAGCAAUGCUUCACAAAUUCGUGCUGUUCACAAUUCGUUUGCCCGUCAAACACUCUUCGAAUUGGAUAACAAAAAAGCAGCCAAAGAUGAAGAUGUUUUUCAUUUCAUUGGUUACGUGCCAAUCGAUGGCCGUUUAUAUGAACUGGAUGGCUUGAAAGAGGGUCCAAUCGAUUUGGGACCAAUUUCAGCCAAUCAAGAUUGGGUUGAUGUUGUUCGACCAAUCAUUCAAAAACGAAUCGAUAAAUACAGUGAAGGUGAAAUUCACUUCAAUUUGAUGGCUCUUGUAUCUGAUAGGCAGCUCAUUUAUCAACGUAAAAUUGAUCAAAUUCUAAAUGGUACAUCGGAAAAUGACAUGGAUACAGACACAAAACAAGCUGAAGUUGCACGUUUGCGAAGCCUCAUCGAAGAUGACAUGGCAAAAAAGAAACAGUACAAGAUUGAAAAUAUUCGACGUAAGCACAACUAUUUGCCGUUUAUCGUGGAGCUACUGAAAAUGUUGGCCGAACAGGGUCAAUUAUUGCCUAUUUAUGAAAAAGCCAAGCAACGAGCUAUCGAACGUGAACAACAAAACAAUAAAGCGAAAUAAGAAUGCCUUUUGUGCAUAACAUCCAAACAUGUUCUUGUUUUCACAUCGAUCGAUGAUAAAUCAACAUGCGUUUACUUUGAUCACCUUUGAUCCCAAAAUUUAUAUAAUAAAACUCCAUAAUUAUGAUAUAGAAA